AUGUAUGUACUCCUUAAAGCCCGGUUUUUACCCGCUCCGUCGGCUUUCGCCUUUCACUUCCCUCAAUACUUCUUUUACUUCUUUCAGGCUUUGACAGGUUCCAAGACUAUGACCCAUGGGUCCUGGAACUAUGUUAUUGCUAUAAUCUGUUCGUAUUCACAGAAUUCCUACUUCCACACUGGUAGAGUCGGUUGGACCCUUGGAACCUGUAACGGCCGUGGCGCCAUUCCAAACUUUCACCCUUCGUUUCUUCAACAUGAUUUGUCAGUCAGCGCGUCAACGGCGUGUACCGAGCACGGGGAUGAGAUUCUGGCCAUCUCCGACGCCAGUCAUACUAAUAGCUUCUAA
This is a messenger RNA of Penicillium taxi, 348 nucleotides long. RefSeq lists its product as uncharacterized. Lineage: Eukaryota; Fungi; Ascomycota; Eurotiomycetes; Eurotiales; Aspergillaceae. The record is from RefSeq and is a predicted model, not a curated record. Bases 1 to 348 code for a protein of 115 amino acids. The transcript has a single exon.